AUGGUGGAGCAUCAGGUGCUCUUCGUCGGGUGCCUGGCGGUGACGCUCACAGAGCUGCGUGUGAAGGGAAACGUGUUCCCCCAGAAGGCGCCGAGCAGCGGUGGGGCAAGGUUUUUUGUGCGGAUGGCCGUGCUGCCGACCCAAGGCAGCGGCACGGAGGAGCGCAUGGGCGAAUUUGUGGAUUCCUCCGUGCACCCGCUAAGCAGCGCUGAGAUGGCGGAGGACCUGCUCAUACCCCUCAUGCUGGAGCGCGCCUUGCCGCUCCCCGCCGCCGCCGACGACGACAACCCGCCUCACGCCACGCAGGAGCAAAACAGCCAGAACGACCUCAAUGCCCCUGAUGCUGUUGCUGCGGGCGAAGUCAAAGGGAACGGGGACAAGGAUAUUACUAAUAAUGUUGCUGAGGUGCGUGGCGACGGCAGCCGCCAAAUAGGUGUGGAGCUGCAUCUGGAGUUCACUAUUGUGCGUGGCAGCAUGCAGUCAAUAAUCGCCCAUCGCACCGUCGUUAUUGACUCCUUGUUCAACGUCGCAAAUGAGAAUUGUGGUGUGGUGAACGCGCGCGUUGCUGCGGCUGCCGCGUUGCGUAGCUCUUCGUUGUGGGGGCAGGGAACUCCGUCGCCCGCCGCAGACCAGAGCCUUUCCCUGGCGGAAGCCAAUGAGGAUGCCUUUUGCUCAGGUUUGGAGCUGCAGUUUAUUGUGCGGGCCCUCGACAUGUCUGAGCCGGUGCGUGUUAUGCUCGCCGCCGAGCGAGAGGCCCGAGCGCUCCUCCGUAUGCCGCAAAAUGGGCUGCAGACGACGUUUCUGUUUCCCGCGCUGCGGUUGCCGUACGGGGCGCUGCCGCUGCUCGUGCUCUACCAGUACUACCGCCGCUUCUACGAGUGGCUCCUCCAAAAGACCCUCCACCUCUCCGAGCACGUGGUAAAGCUGCUGUCUGUGGACGAGAACUGUGGCGGGUCCUAUCGCUGGAGUGCCGUGAGCGUCGUCGACAUGCGCCCCACGCUUCUCGGCGAGGACGCCCUGGCCCCACUCCUGGCGACGCUGUACCACUGCCCCUCGCUUUGCGCACUGCUGCUCGAUCAGAACGGCGCCGGCGACUUCACGUGCUACUGGCUCUCCGCCCUCUUCCACAAGCACCGCUACCUGAGCGAGGUCUCGCUCUGCCGCAACAACAUCUACGAAUGCGGCGCGGAGCAGCUGCUUCGCCUCACACGACGGAAUAAGCGCCUGACGCGGGUCGACGCCAGCGGCAACCCGUGCUCCCCCCGCAUCCUCGGGCGCAUUCGGUGUGUGACGGAGAUGAACCAAGAGACGCUACGAAAGGAUCCCUUCAAUGCGGCUUCCAUCCUCUACGCUUACGCCACCUCUCCCGCCUCCUUUGCGCCGGCCAUUACCAAGAAGGCCCUCACACUGUGGGCCAUGUUGUCUGUAGCUCCUCUGAAGGCGGCCGACGGUGCGUUUGCGGGCGAGCGUCCAUCGAUGAUCCCUCAAGCCGCAUUGGCCCCGCUGCUGAACGAAGUCAUGCGCACCGUUGCGUUGAAGAUGUCCGCCUUGAUACGAGACCCUUUCGUAUGCAUGGUGUUUUCCGACAUUGAGACGCAGUGGAGGUUGGCGGCUUCCGCGCCCCGCGAGGCUGCACCGCCGGUGCCCGCGAAGGAGGAUGGGGCGAAGAAGGCGGGGCACGGCCAGGAGGGAGACGACGUGGCACCCACCGUGGGCGUGGAGGAGCUCUACAGCUUCUCCUUCCUACGCGUCGUUCUUGUUACCAUGCGGAGUAUGACGCGGGAAGGGGACUGGGUGGAAAGCGCCACCGUCUUGCAAUGCAUUGGGCGACGCCAAAAAGAAAUUGGCGUCGUCGCCGAUGACUACCGUGCCGCUCUGAAGGUGUUCAUUGAGGCCCUCAUCACCGUCUGCGGCAGGGAACCCGUGGACGUGGAGCACUCCACCGCCUUUCUUCAAUGCCUCGCAGUGGGCGUGAGAACGUGCCUCGCCGUGUAG
Trypanosoma conorhini is the source of this 1995-nucleotide messenger RNA. RefSeq lists its product as uncharacterized. The transcript has a single exon. Lineage: Eukaryota; Euglenozoa; Kinetoplastea; Trypanosomatida; Trypanosomatidae. The record is from RefSeq and is a predicted model, not a curated record. The coding region runs from base 1 to 1995 and encodes 664 amino acids.